AUUUUUUCAAAUUUCUUUUCACCAUUUUCGAUUCAAUCCUUUCGUAGGGUUUCAGAAAGCCACCAGAUUCUGUAACCCUCUUUCUACUGUUCCUGCAAACUCCAUGGAACUAGAUGAUGAAGAUUGGGAGCUCAUCAACGACGAUGGCUUCGUUUACAAGCGCCUUCGCCUUCAUCCCACCACCUCCGCCGCACAUCCACCGGCGGCGGAUCCUGCUGUCGUAGAGAGGAAUCGGAACGAAAGAAAGAAGACGAUACUGGCAAAACUCAAAACAAGGUACCAGAAGGAGAUUCACGAUUGGGAACUUUUGUCGAACACCUUGCAGGCGUUGCAAAACCGAACGAAAACUCAACCACCACCGUCGAUGUCACCGGAUCUGUCUAUAUCUCAAUCGCCGGAGCAUUCAUCGGAUUCCACUUUUCGGGAUCUCACUGAAACGCUACUCAUUCAGGUUGAAGCUCAAGAAGCAUCUAUAAAUGAGAUUUCAAACUUAUGUGAUGUUGCUGAAGCUCUUUGCAAUGCUCAAGAACAACUGUUGAAGCAGCCAUUUGUGUAUCUACCAAUUUGGGAAUCAUCCCCACGAAAGCUAAUCACUUCAUUAUGUGAAGAAUGAGAUUUUUUUCGGAAAUCGACCAAAAUAUCAAAUCUUUUGUAACCAAUUUCAUUUUUUAGCCAUUUUUUCAAUUGAAUUCGCAUUUUACCCCGAGUUUACGUCAACGGGUGCAUAGAGCCUAUUUUUAUAUUAAAAAGAUAGAAAAAAAUUCUAUGCAAAUUUGAGUAAGGAAACACAUUUGCGUAAAGAAUUUUUUUCCCAUUUUUUUAAUAUGAAAAUAGGUUUUACGCAGACGCCUUAUGUAAACUUUGGUUAAAAUUGAAAUUUAGUGACAAAAGCAGCUAAAAGUUGAAUUUGGUUGAGGUGAUCGGCUAUUUUAGUCAAUUUCCCAUUUCUUUUUCUUCCAUGAAUCUUAAAAGAGAGAGAAUCUCUUGUUUCUUGAUUUGUGACAUAGAUAUAUAGAGGGAGAAUCAAACUAGAACAUAAAUAAUAGAACCCGAGAACGGUCAAAUCAUAUGUGAUUUUGCACUUAAAUCACAUGCGAUUACGGAAUAUUGUCAACGCAAGCAUGUGCACUCGACUUGGCCAGCGACCUAGGUCGCCCGUAAUCACAUGUGAUUUAACAAUAGAAUCACAUGUAAUUAGAUAGUUCUCGUGUUCUAGUUUUUAGUCAUUGUUCUCGUUUGGACCCGACUCUAUAUGUAUAUGUAUGUAUAUGGUGAAUGUUGAAGAUAAAAAACCGUUAUGGAGCAAAGAUUUGGGUGCUUCGACGAAUGCAAGUUGGCCAGGUUUCGAUUUGAAGGAAGGAGAUAGAUUAGUUGAUGUUGUAGUUAUAGUUGUACUUGUGUUAUUGAGAUAAAAAGAGGAUCUUGUGAAGGUGAAUGUAUGUAUAUACAGAAGUUCAUAGGUAUCAACUUUCACUAUGUUUUUAAUUCCAUAUUC
Cynara cardunculus var. scolymus (artichoke) is the source of this 1495-nucleotide messenger RNA. RefSeq lists its product as uncharacterized. The record is from RefSeq and is a predicted model, not a curated record. Bases 104 to 613 code for a protein of 169 amino acids. The transcript has 2 exons. NCBI's taxonomy places the organism in Eukaryota, Viridiplantae, Streptophyta, Magnoliopsida, Asterales, Asteraceae.